GCGCGCGCAGAGCCGCUCUUCCCCAUCGGUGGCCGCAUAGUUGUCUGAUGAGUCAGGAAUGUGGUUGCAUGCCUUACACAUGAGCUAUUACUGAACACAGGCCCCAGUAGAGCACAGCCAGUGCGCUCAUUCACAGACGGGGAGGGCGCGAGCGAGCGAGAGGGAGGAGGCUCAACAAUAGAGAGGCAGGAGCGCGCCGAGCCAAAGUCAGAAGCGAAGAGACGCGCCAGAAGAAAGAGUGCCUUUUCAUCUUCAAAAAGGAAACAUCUCCACCUCUGAUCCCUGUCCAGCGCUCGUCUGAGCUCCGAGUGGAUUGUGGAGGUUUUCUGCGCGUCGCCUGGAUGCCCGUUGACUUGGUGAUCCCUCCUCAGCUGUGGACAGACAUGCACGAGAGCGAGAUGAGGCUGAAGAUGCGCGUCAGGCGCAUCAAGGAAGGGCGAGAUCUGAGAGGUGGCUUUGCAGCUUUCUCUUCCUGUUUUCCUGACCUGUGUGAGAGCAAACCAGCCACUAUUCUACCUCUCAGCCUGUCCCAACCCUGUUUACCUGUGGCCAACGUCGGUCCCACCCGGAUCCUGCCCCACCUGUACUUGGGCUCCCAGAGAGACGUCCUCAAUAAGGAACUGAUGACUCAGAAUGGAAUCACCUACGUUCUCAAUGCCAGCAACACCUGCCCCAAACCUGACUUCAUCAGCGACAACCACUUUAUGCGCAUUCCCGUCAACGACAGCUACUGCGAGAAGCUGCUUCCUUGGUUGGAAAAAACCAACGAGUUCAUUGACAAAGCCAAGGUGUCAAACUGCAGAGUCAUCGUCCAUUGCUUGGCUGGCAUAUCCCGCUCUGCAACCAUUGCCAUUGCCUACAUUAUGAAAACUAUGGGCCUGUCUUCAGAUGAUGCUUACAGGUUUGUGAAGGACUGUAGGCCAUCAAUAUCGCCAAACUUCAACUUCUUGGGUCAGCUGCUGGAGUUCGAGAGAGGCUUGCAGAUGAAGAAGAGUCUGCCCUGUGACCCUGUAAGGUUAGCAGGGAAGCCAACUGAAGAGGUGGCAGAUGUCCGAAAGACGGAGAGCAAUCGCUGCGACCAGCAGACUCCACAAGCUGCAGAGAUCACCCUAAAGCCUCCAUUGCCUACCUCGCUGCAGAAAGACCUAAGCUCCCUUCACCUGUCCACCGAACGAAUCCAUCAAAACAAACGGCUCAAGUGCUCCUUCUCCCUUGACAUCAAGUCUGUCUACUCCUCGAACCAAAACCAGCAAUAUUCUCCCAACUCCUCAUCGGACUCGGAAAGCAUACCCAAACUCUGCAGACUUGACAGUCUAAAGAACAGCAAUGGAGUAUGCCAGUACCCUUCAACGAUGAACCACCCAAGCCCUACGCAGUGUACUAGCAAGUCCAGGACGAGCCAGAAAAGCGAGAGCUGGGAAAAUGGUGGCUUGGAGAGGUUAACUCUUUCCCUCAAUCUGAAGCAAGGUAACUGCGGGCCAAGACCCCAGGAUCCCAUUUGCGAGACCAACUUGAAGGCACCUUCUUUCCUCAGCUUGCCGCUGGGUACAUCUGCUUCUUGGACCAUGCAUAGAGGCUCGAAUGAAGCCACCACCCCAAUCACACCCACUGGUGACUGUCCUUGGUUCUUAGGCACUAAUUUGGCACCAUCUGGAACAGGGAGCACCGUGCAUUUUGGCAGCGGUCCUGCCUGCGUGGCUUACAGUUGCAUUGGCCAAGCUGGCAACUCCAAGCCCAGAGACAAAACACCGGAGCCGCUGGACUUUCAAAACAGUUGGCUCGAGGACGGGAAAGCAGUAGUGUGCAGCGUAUCACAAGUGGACACGAAGUACAAGCGCCGCAGCUGCCAGAUGGAGUUCGAAGAGGGUAUUAACACAACGCAAAGCAGCGAGGAAUUUGGGAAACUGGGCAAGCAGUCCAGUUUCUCUGGUAGCAUGGAGGUCAUCGAGGUAUCCUGACAAAGAUGACAAUCUAACGUGAAGGCAAUAACUCCAGCGAAAGCUGUUUAUUUAUCACAGAGUUCUGUUGUUAAAGAGCUUUGCAUCUAAGAGGGACUCGUGUCUGAUGCCUUUUUCAAACUAGGGUUGAAAGGGUGUAGUUUAGGUGUAAAAUGAUACACUAAAGACGCUGUCCAUUUGGUUUUGCAAAAAGCCAAGUCUCUGGUAUGGUGCUGGACUACAAGUGUUUUUAAGGAGAUUAUAGACUACGAUAUGCACUCACACCAAAGACCUCACAGAGUGACCUUUUUCUGGCAUGUCAUCUUAUGGUACACUCAGAAUGAAGGAGCACGACGGAGGACAUCCUUCUAGCAUGACCAUACAAUGACACUAAACAUGAAAGAAUGAAACGAGUGUGUGUAUGUGUGUGUUUAUGCUGGUUUUGAUGCAAAUUAGGGCAGUCGCACUUAACGGUGACUUCUGAGGGGGAACUGUAUGUAUGCCCAACUUUGAGAAGAUGUAAUUGCUGUGCGACGUUUAUUUUUUGUCAUUGCCCAAUGUUCUAUUUAGCUACAAAUUGAGUAAAUAAGGGCAGUUGCAGUCAAUAAUGUCACUGUUCAGUGUUGUAUAUUUUAUCAACAGUGUAAUAAAAGAGUGAAAAUAUGAAGUGUAUGUUCAAGCUGAGAUAAUCUCAGACCUACUACUGUGCGCUGAGCAUGCUCAGAAUGGCUGGCUACCUACAAACAGACAAGCUGCAUCCAGCAGCACUAUGUACUAAGCUGUAAAACUAGACAUA
This is a messenger RNA of Onychostoma macrolepis, 2733 nucleotides long. RefSeq names its product dual specificity phosphatase 8b (gene dusp8b). The record is from RefSeq and is a predicted model, not a curated record. The coding region runs from base 342 to 1958 and encodes 538 amino acids. Gene Ontology annotation, cellular component: cytoplasm. NCBI's taxonomy places the organism in Eukaryota, Metazoa, Chordata, Actinopteri, Cypriniformes, Cyprinidae. Gene Ontology annotation, molecular function: MAP kinase tyrosine/serine/threonine phosphatase activity; protein tyrosine/threonine phosphatase activity. The transcript has 5 exons. Gene Ontology annotation, biological process: negative regulation of MAPK cascade; protein dephosphorylation.